This is a messenger RNA of Kluyveromyces marxianus DMKU3-1042, 1536 nucleotides long. RefSeq names its product ATP-dependent RNA helicase HAS1 (gene HAS1). Gene Ontology annotation, cellular component: nucleolus. NCBI's taxonomy places the organism in Eukaryota, Fungi, Ascomycota, Saccharomycetes, Saccharomycetales, Saccharomycetaceae. The record is from RefSeq and is a predicted model, not a curated record. Gene Ontology annotation, biological process: maturation of LSU-rRNA from tricistronic rRNA transcript (SSU-rRNA, 5.8S rRNA, LSU-rRNA). Gene Ontology annotation, molecular function: ATP binding; nucleic acid binding; RNA helicase activity. The transcript has a single exon. Bases 1 to 1536 code for a protein of 511 amino acids.
AUGGCAAAGGACAGUGUGAAGAAAGAGUCUCGCAAGCGUGCGAGAGAGGAGAAUAAUGAGGAAGUUUCCGUAGUGGAAACCGAAACUGAAACUAAGCCAACAAGCAACAGCAACAGCAGUAGCGAUGGUAAUGCUGUUGGUGAAGAUUUUGCCGACUUGAAGCUUAGCGAUGGGACUAUGAAGGCUAUCGCUAAGAUGGGAUUCACGAAGAUGACUGCGGUUCAGGCACGUACGAUUCCACCAUUGUUGGCUGGUAAGGAUGUGCUUGGAGCAGCCAAGACUGGUUCUGGUAAGACAUUGGCAUUUUUGAUUCCAGCGAUCGAGAUGCUUCACUCUUUGAAGUUCAAGCCUAGAAACGGGACUGGUGUGAUUGUUAUCACUCCAACCAGAGAGUUGGCUCUUCAGAUUUUCGGUGUUGCGCGUGAGUUGAUGGAGUUCCACAGUCAGACGUUUGGUAUUGUGAUUGGAGGGGCCAACCGUAGACAGGAGGCUGAGAAGUUGAUGAAGGGUGUGAAUAUCUUGAUUGCGACUCCAGGUCGUUUGUUGGAUCAUUUGCAGAACACUAAGGGUUUCGUUUUCAAGAACUUGAAGGCUCUUGUGAUUGACGAAGCCGAUCGUAUCUUGGAAAUUGGUUUCGAAGACGAAAUGAAGCAGAUUAUCAAGAUUUUGCCUAACGAGGAUAGACAGUCGAUGCUUUUCUCUGCUACACAGACCACCAAGGUGGAAGAUUUGGCCCGUAUCUCGUUGAGACCCGGUCCAUUGUUCAUCAAUGUGGAUUCUGAGAAGGACACGUCGACUGCCGACGGGUUGGAACAAGGGUACGUUGUGUGCGACAGUGACAAGAGAUUCCUCUUGUUGUUUUCGUUCUUGAAGAGAAACCAGAAGAAGAAGGUCAUUGUCUUCUUGUCGUCCUGUAACUCAGUGAAGUACUACGCGGAAUUGUUGAACUACAUUGAUUUGCCCGUGUUGGAGCUACACGGUAAGCAAAAGCAGCAAAAGAGAACCAACACUUUCUUCGAGUUCUGUAACGCGGAACGUGGUAUUCUAGUCUGUACCGACGUUGCAGCAAGAGGUUUGGAUAUCCCUGCAGUAGAUUGGAUCAUCCAAUUCGAUCCUCCAGAUGAUCCAAGAGACUACAUCCACAGAGUCGGAAGAACCGCAAGAGGUACCAAGGGUAAGGGUAAAUCUUUGAUGUUCUUGACUCCAAACGAACUGGGCUUCCUAAGGUAUCUAAAGGCUGCCAAGGUGCCUCUAAACGAAUACGAAUUCCCUUCCAAUAAGAUCGCAAACGUCCAAGCCCAAUUGGAGAAAUUGAUCAAGUCCAACUACUACCUACACCAAAUCGCCAAGGAUGGUUACAGAUCGUACCUACAAGCAUAUGCAUCUCAUUCUCUAAAAACUGUCUACCAAAUUGACAAGCUAGAUUUGGCAAAGGUCGCCAAGUCCUACGGUUUCCCAGUGCCACCAAAGGUCAACAUAACCAUCGGUGCCAGUGGAAAAACCCCAUCUUCCAACAAGAGAAGAAAGAAGGAUUAA